GCAGAUGAGGAGGACCCGCUCUUUUGUCCUCAUCGCCAUCGUUUCCGUUUCCUUGCAUUUCUGACUCACCAUUUGGAAGGUAGACAGAAACGGACACACGUACAGUAUCUCUGUCUUCGCUUCCUCCCUUUCUCCUAUUUCCUCUCUUCUCAUUUCAUCCUCUCUCUUCUUUUCGAUUUCUGGCAAGAUGCCGUGACCCCUGCUGUCUUGUCGUCUUGGAUAUGAAUCUGUGAUUCUGGGAUCACAGACAUGACUAACAAAAUUCCUGAAGUGUCUCAGGGAGAUGGCGGUACUCCUCUACCCUCUUCUCAGCCUGGGCCACCAGAGCAUCAGCGUUCGCGUGGCAGCAAUGGCAAUACGAUUUUCAAGAGUGGGCCGCUUUCCAUAUCUUCGAAAGGAAUUGGAUGGACAUCUUGGAAGAAAAGGUGGUUUGUUUUAACACGCACUUCACUGGUUUUCUUCAGAAGUGAUCCAAGUGUUGCUCCUCAGAAGGGGGGUGAAGUGAAUUUAACACUUGGUGGCAUUGACCUCAACAAUUCAGGCAGUGUUGUUGUCAAAGCAGAUAAGAAACUUUUGACUGUGCUUUUCCCUGAUGGACGAGCUUUCACACUUAAGGCUGACACUGCAGAGGAUUUGCAUGAGUGGAAAACUGCACUUGAGAAUGCUUUGGCGCAAGCCCCGGGUGCUUCUGAUGUCACAGGGGAAAAUGGUAUCUUCAGGAACGAUCAGACUGAUUCAAUUGAUAUUUCUUUGGACCAGUCAAAGGAUGUAGAACCAGCAAAAUCUACUGUCAUUGGCCGGCCAAUUUUACUUGCUCUGGAGGAUGAUGAUGGAGCUCCAUCCUUUUUGGAGAAAGCCCUCAGGUUCAUAGAAGAGCAUGGGGUCAAAGUCGAAGGGAUCUUGAGACAAGCAGCAGCUGUUGAUGACGUUGAAUAUCGAGUUCGGGAGUAUGAACAGGGAAAAACUGAAUUCUCUGCUGAUGAGGAUCCGCAUGUUGUUGCCGAUUGUUUGAAGUAUGUACUCAGGGAAUUACUUUCAUCUCCAGUCCCUGCAUCUUGCUGCAAGGCUCUGUUAGAAGCAUGCCGAACUGAACGUGCUGGUAGGAUUUCUGCUAUCCGUGCUGCAAUAUGUGAGACUUUCCCUGAACCAAAUCGCCGUUUGUUGCAAAGAAUACUCCAAAUGAUGCAAACCGUGGCUUCCCACAAAGCUGUGAAUAGAAUGAGCUCCUCCGCUGUGGCAGCUUGCAUGGCACCCUUACUUCUUCGUCCCCUUCUUGCAGGGGAAUGUGACGUUGAAAAUGAUUUUGAUGUGGGUGGUGAUGGCUCUGUUCAACUUCUACAAGCAGCUGCUGCAGCUAACCAUGCUCAAACAAUUGUUAUAACCUUAUUAGAAGAAUAUGACAGCAUAUUUGGGGAGGAAGGAGCUGGGUCCCCAGGCAUAUACUCUGAUUCAGAAGAGAGUGGAUCUGGGAGCGAGGAGGGUACUGAAGAUGAUGAAUCUUACGAUGAUGAAGAUUAUGAUGAUGAGUGUGAUGAAGAAUCAAUACAAGAGUCCGAUGCAGAUGCAGAGGGCAGUGAGAGUGAAGACUCGGGGGGGAAGGAUGAUAAGAGCCGUGAUCAUUCAAAGAAGGAUGUAAAAUCCUCAGUUGACAAUGAAGGUCCUAAAGCCAAACAGAUAUCAUCACAGCCAAGUGAAGUCUCACUAUCCCGGGACGUUGACGUUAAGAGCCGUGAAAGUCUAACAAGUUCAAGCGAGACUGCUCGUGCAGAGAAGUCCAGCACACCUGAUGACGUAGUCGAAGUUUUUUCCGCUGACCACAGUGCAGUGCAUAAUCUAAGCUGUCCCAUUGACAACAAAUCACUAGACAUAUCUGAUGAUCCAGCACAUGGUCUGAGCCACACGAUAUUAGGGCGUACUUCUGCAAUGAAGAAUCUUGCCAUGGAAACUGAUGACUCUUCUACCAAUGCAGCUGAAAUCGAGAAUCUUGAAGCUACCAAGGUAGAAUUGCAAAACCAAAUCACGGAGGAGUCUAAUGCAAACCUGCAAACUUAUCUGGAAAAACAAAAGGAAUCCAUGGACGAGCGUCGUCUGGCUCUUGAGCAAGAUGUAGCUAGACUACGGGAACAGCUGCAAAGGGAGAAGAAUUAUUGGGCAACUCUAGAAGCAGGAAACAAGUAUUCUCCUGGAUCCUCGUCCAAUUCAACCGGUGAUGAAAAGACCAAGGCAGACCUUGAGGAAAUAGGUCUCAUAGAAGCAGAUCUUGCCAAGUUACGGCAGCGGAUUGAUGAUCUUGGCAGGCGGUGUAGUGUACAACAUGAGCACACUUCAAAUCAUGAAACAAAAUUGAAGAAUAAGGAUACUGAAGAUGCAUUUACUUCUCAGGCUCAGAUUGAAAGAAGCAAGAAGGACGUUCCCUUCGGCGGAGCCGAGAGUGAGAAUGAGAAGAAGCGGGAACCAACAUCUCUAUUUAACAAAUAUCCACCUCAAAUUUCUUCGAAAAAAGUUGGGGCAAAGGCUGAGCAUCAGGUAUCAAACUUCACUACUUCUAGACUGACGAAACUUUCCACCAGACUAAACUUUCUGAAGGAGCGUCGAAAUCAAAUUCAGCAGCCACAGCCAUCUCUCAGUAACAAGUCUCGGGGACCCGAAACUCAAACUGUGUCAAACCCAGAAAAGGGUAGAGCCAUGGACAGUUCCCAGCCACCCUCAAUUCCAGAUAAAGGUUCGGGCAAAGAACCUCAGUCGCUCCAAAAUUCAGACAAAAUGAGAAAAUCAGAUAGCCAGUCAACCCAUCAUCCAGAUAAAUGGAUUCAAAAUCAAUCCUCGGAAAGAGGAAGGUCCGAAGGCCAUCAGUCUUAUAAUAUGGAUAAAGGUCGAUGAUUAGAACGCCAUUUUUAUGUCACAAGAACAAACUCCAGAUGAUUCAAGGCCAUUGCAAUCAUUAAGCUCUGUGCUAUUUCCUCGCACGUGGCAUUGCUUAUGUCUUCCACAACGUUUUGAGCGGGUUUACAAAGCAGAGUCCGGAGAGAAACUCGUUUGAUAGGUUGACGCAGGGGCCGAUGUUUAAAGAGGAUGAGAAAAGGGCGGGGGGUCCAUUUUCCUUUAAUUUAGGAUGUACAAGGCACGAUUCAACCAUCCCUCGUUAGAUUACAAAUUAAAUGGAACUGUCUAUGAUCUAA
Messenger RNA from Neltuma alba, 3179 nucleotides. RefSeq names its product rho GTPase-activating protein REN1. NCBI's taxonomy places the organism in Eukaryota, Viridiplantae, Streptophyta, Magnoliopsida, Fabales, Fabaceae. The record is from RefSeq and is a predicted model, not a curated record. Gene Ontology annotation, biological process: signal transduction. Bases 250 to 2880 code for a protein of 876 amino acids. The transcript has 24 exons.